This is a messenger RNA of Vicia faba (fava bean), 666 nucleotides long. The record is from the annotation of a GenBank genome assembly. NCBI's taxonomy places the organism in Eukaryota, Viridiplantae, Streptophyta, Magnoliopsida, Fabales, Fabaceae.
AUGCAGAUUCACAAUGGACCAAACUUCAUGGACGAGAUAGUUUGUGGAAGCUUCUCUGACAACAUUGACAACCUGCUUGAUUCCCCAUCAAUGAUGUUGACGCCACCACCACAGCGUUGCUGCAACACGACAUACACAGUCGCACUUCCAAGCAUUAUCAUCAACGGAAAUCACCACCGCCGAGUUUCCUCCCUCUCCAACAAUAAGAAAACCGAACCACGACGAACACCAAGCCAACCACCUCCUCCCUUCCGCCAAAUCGCAGAUUCCAUUGUCGUUCGUCUGAUCCAACAUCACCCUUCCGGAUCCGUUACCGCAUUGAACCCUCGAUCCACUUCCAUCCUCAACAUCACCCCGUCAUCCUUCAACCAUCCACCCACUCCGAUCGCGCUUCCAGUCGUGUACAACGAUCCCUCCGCCCUCACGCACUUCAUUGACUAUUUCUGCUUUUUCUUUUUUCUUUCUCAUUUGUUAGAAUUUGAUAAAGAAGAAUGGGAAUGCAAGAGGUGGGGAAGAGAAAUAGUGAAGGGCCAUAAUUUGUUAUAUUAUUACAUGUUUCUAUUCAUUUGCUUUUUUAAUUUUUUUUAUAUCACUGCCAUGUUUCAUUGCCUUAUUGGCCGGUGGAGAUUCUUUCAAAAGUCAACACAUAGUUAUUAUCCUUCCUGA